CGAGUCAAAGUGCUGCUGUCUUUUGGUUCACAGAGCGAGCGCAUUUGCGUGUGAUCCGUGAUGGCUGCGAUGUUUACGUGCUGUCUGGGCUGUUGCGGCGAUGCUGGUUCGGGGCAUAUUCCCCUAAAAGAAAUGCCCACGGUUCAGUUAGACACUCAUCACAUGGGCACAGAUGUGGUUAUUGUCAAAAGUGGUCGGAGGAUAUGUGGCACUGGAGGGUGUUUGGCCAAUGCCCCUUUGCACCAAAAUAAGAGUUACUUCGAGUUCAAGAUUCAAUCCACAGGUGUGUGGGGAAUUGGUGUGGCUACUCAAAAGGUAAAUCUUAACCAAGUGCCUUUAGGCAGAGACAUUAACAGCUUAGUCUUGAGGCAUGACGGCUCUGUAUACCACAAUAACGAAGAGAAAAACAGACUGCCUGCAAACAGUAUUCCACAAGAGGGUGACAUUGUGGGAGUCACAUAUGACCAUGUGGAAUUGAAUUUAUAUCUGAAUGGAAAGAACAUGCAGUGCCCUUCUUCAGGCAUCCGAGGCACUGUAUAUCCUGUCGUUUAUGUGGAUGACAGUGCCAUCUUGGAUUGCCAGUUUAGUGACUUCUAUCAUACACCACCACAAGGAUUUGAGAAGAUCCUAUUUGAACAACAGAUUUUCUGAAAACUCUACUAUAACGCUUUAAAUGUUUUGUCCAUAUCAUAAAGAAACCUCGAUGAACGUUUGAUAUUGAUGGUCAAAUCAAAACAUUGAUCAAAUCUUAUGUGACUCCAGUGGCUUCUCUUACCCCAUGUUGUAUCUUUAAAUUGCUGCUUUUCUGGGUGUCUUCUUCAUAAAGAACAUCCUCACACUACUCACUUGGACACCAAAUUCAAAUGACAGUGAUUCUUUUAAACCUAUUACCAGAUGUUUUUCAUUGGCCUGCUGGGAAAGUUGUGCACUUUUAUUUAUAAUUAGUUGCAGUUUGUUAAUUCAUGUAAAAUUUCAGGAAAGCCUAAUUGCAGUGGUAACAAAAAUUGUCUGAACAGAAGCCAUGUGUUUUUUUCAUGACAAAAUUGCAUCGUUACAUAUUUAUGUCAUGUUUAUUUAUUUAUAUCUGUUGGAUAAAAUUUUAUUGCUGUGAUUUCCUGCUUACAUUAUACAAAUUAUUGCAGACAAAUACUGUAUACUUUGCCUUAUUAAGUGACAAUAUGUAAUCUUUAUUUCAGAGAAAAAUGUGUUGAUUACAUGUAACAUUUUUUAACAAUUAAUCUUCUGAAUGGCAUAACAUUCUCUAAUGUAUCAUAUUUUAACAACUGUUUCAAAUGUGUGUUUUUCAUUGCACUAAUGUCAGUAUACAAGCAAAACCAAAUAUUGCUGGGUUAAAUAAAGCAUUCGCACAUUGUC
Boleophthalmus pectinirostris (great blue-spotted mudskipper) is the source of this 1374-nucleotide messenger RNA. RefSeq names its product SPRY domain containing 7b (gene spryd7b). Lineage: Eukaryota; Metazoa; Chordata; Actinopteri; Gobiiformes; Gobiidae. Bases 61 to 651 code for a protein of 196 amino acids. The transcript is spliced from 5 exons. The record is from RefSeq and is a predicted model, not a curated record. Gene Ontology annotation, molecular function: protein binding.